Aegilops tauschii subsp. strangulata is the source of this 2262-nucleotide messenger RNA. RefSeq names its product pentatricopeptide repeat-containing protein At3g29290. NCBI's taxonomy places the organism in Eukaryota, Viridiplantae, Streptophyta, Magnoliopsida, Poales, Poaceae. The record is from RefSeq and is a predicted model, not a curated record. Gene Ontology annotation, molecular function: protein binding.
AGAAACGGAAAAAGGGAUAAGGCACGCUCCCCCUUCUCCGCCCCCUCACCGGAGGCGACUCGCGCGCGAGCUUCUCUGUUGGGGACGGCGAGGCCUCGGCUUCGAUUGAUUCCCCUCCAUUCCCGCAGCCUCAUCUCCACCCAUCACCCUAGCUACGCGCAUCGACAUCAACCUUUUCUCUUCCUUUCUCCUCGCGUGGGCGAGCCCUAGCGCGGGUUCAUUCUCGGCGCGGCGGCGCUGCGAGCCCUUCCCGCCGGAAGUUCGCCAGUGCGGUGGGCGCGGCUGCCGGUUCUGCCUCAAAGGUGCUCCGUCCACUGCUCGAGUUUGGUGAUUGAAAUCCCCGCAUCCCAUUUGCAUUUGGCGCGGGUAUGGCUGCGGUUUGGAGCGGCUGCAGCACAAGCCGCGGUUCCUUCAGCCAGGAGCUGCCCCGGCGUAGCGCGAAGGGCGGCCAGGGCACGAGAGUCCGUCCAGCGACCGGCGGCCGGAGCAGAGGUGACGCCCGUCCGGUAAGCGGCGGCGCGGUGACGGCGAGAGGGGCGCGUGUUUGCAGAGCGGCUCCGUGCGUCCUCGAAUCUGAUGUCACCGGCAAGGAGGAGUCCGACUUGGGGGUUCGGGGCGUGGAAGAUGAGCGACCUGGUGCUGCUGGUUUCGAUUACCACCAGAGGCACGGGCUCCGGCGCCGUCCGGCGAGGCCGGCUGCCGUGGAGAAGGACCCUGUGGGCGCGAGAAGCGUGCCAUCAGCGUCAGCUUCAGAGCCGGCGGAUAAAUUCGAGCGUGAGGGAUCAAGGCUGCACUUCCUGGAAGAGAGGGAUGAGGAAUUGCUGUCCAGAAGGUUGAUGAAGCUGAGCCAGUUCAACAAGGUCAGGAGUGCCAUAGAGCUGUUUGAUUCAAUGCUGGCGUCUGGCCUUCAGCCCAACUCGCACGCCUGUAACUCCCUUUUGGCCAGUUUUGUCCGCAGAGGUUCCUCCAUGGACGCCAUGAAGAUGUAUGAGUUCAUGAAGGGGAAAGGAUUGGCAACUGGCCAUACAUACACCUUGAUACUCAAGGCUGUUGCGAGGACCGAGGGCUAUAUGUCUGCCUUGCAAAUGUUCAGUGAGAUUGAAGAGUGCGCUGAAUCGAGGGAAACCCUUGAUGUGAUUGUGUACAACACUAUGAUAUCUGCAUGCGGAAGAGCGAAAGACUGGAGGCAAGUGGAGAAACUGUGGGGAAGGCUAGCAGAGAACUCUUUAAGUGGGACUUUGAUGACUUAUGAUUUGUUGGUUAGCACAUUUGUGCAAUGUGGACAGUCUGAGUUAGUUAUUGCUGCUUAUGAGGAAAUGCUCCGCGACGGGCUUGAUCCAAGUGAAGACAUAAUGAAGGCCAUCAUUGCCUCGUGCACCAAAGAAGGGAGGUGGGAGUUUGCGCUGGCCACAUUUAGGAGAAUGUUGAGUGCUGGCAUGAAGCCCAAUAUCAUUGUGUUUAACUCGGUUAUCAACUCACUUGGAAAGGCUGGUGAAGACGAGCUCGCCUUUAGGAUGUACCAUCUUCUAACAUCUUCAGAACUUGAGCCUGAUCAAUAUACAUGGAGCGCAUUGCUGUCAGCGUUGUAUAGGUCUGGUCGAUGCUGGGACGCCCUAGAGCUUUUCCAAGGAAUUAAAUCCAAGCAUCCAUCUGUCUUAAACAGUCAUCUCUACAAUAUAGCUUUGAUGUCUUGUGAAAGACUUGGUCAAUGGGAGCAUGCUUUGCAAUUGUUGUGGAUGAUGGAAAAAAGCGGACUGCAAAUUUCAGCCGUCUCUUACAAUCACGUGAUACGUGCUUGUGAGGUUGCUUGUGAGCCAAAAGUUGCUCUGAAAGUAUACCGGCGUAUGACUCAUGAAAGGUGCUCACCAGACACAUUCACACAUUUAUCUGUUAUAAGAGCUUGCAUUUGGGGAUCUCUUUGGGACGAAGUAGAGGAUAUACUGGAGGAGGUCGCUCCAGAUUCUUCGAUCUACAACACGGUCAUACACGGGCUUUGUUUGCGUGACAAGAUCAGAUUAGCCAGGAGGGUGUACACAAAAAUGCGGAGCAUUGGGCUAACACCAGAUGGCAAGACAAGGUCGUUCAUGCUGCAGCACAUCACGUCAGCAGAGUAGCCCUAGCACUAGCUUUUUGCUGUACAGAUCUGAACGUGCAAUGCAAUCACAUAUGUAACCUACCUACUAUCACUACACUUAAACAAGCAUUUUCUUAACUUGUUUGAGUAAAGAUACACGUUAAAGCUGAAAUGGUUAUGCUGGCGCA